Messenger RNA from Penicillium macrosclerotiorum, 1593 nucleotides. RefSeq names its product Zn(II)2Cys6 transcription factor. The coding region runs from base 1 to 1593 and encodes 530 amino acids. NCBI's taxonomy places the organism in Eukaryota, Fungi, Ascomycota, Eurotiomycetes, Eurotiales, Aspergillaceae. The record is from RefSeq and is a predicted model, not a curated record. Gene Ontology annotation, molecular function: transcription cis-regulatory region binding; zinc ion binding; DNA-binding transcription factor activity, RNA polymerase II-specific. Gene Ontology annotation, biological process: regulation of DNA-templated transcription. Gene Ontology annotation, cellular component: nucleus. The transcript has 6 exons.
AUGCCUCCGAUUUCCAAGACGUGCCUGAGCUGUGCAAAUUCGAAAGUUCGGUGCAUUCGCACCCCAGAAAACCCUCAUGUUUGUACCCGGUGCCUGCGUCUAGGCAGAGAGUGUGCAUAUCGCCAAUCAGGCCGACGCUUCAAUGGCUUCCAGAAGGACCGGAAAAUUGAGGCGCUUGAGGCUCGCGUUAAGGAGCUCAUGGCCGACCGCAUUCCUUCAGAAACAUUGGCAGCAGCGUCAAGCAGCACGCGAAGCGCAUCAGUAGCAGCAAGUGAUGAUGAAGAUAAAGAUAUUAUCGACCGAGGCUUCCUCUCACUGCAAGCGGCCGAUCGAUACCUGAAGGCAUUCAAAACUAUCAUGACUCCACAUUUCCCAUUCGUGGUUGUGGCUCCUUCCAUCUCCGCUGCUCAGCUUCGGCAGCACAAUCCAUUUCUCUUCCUAGCGAUCAUAGCCUCAUCAUCGUCUCACUAUCACACAAAACCUCAUCGGUAUACUCAAUUUCUGCAAUUAGCCAUCAGUCUCAUCAUAGAGCUGCGACUUGAUCGGCCUCCAAAUACGCAAACAUGGAAAACUAAGAUGAAGUUUGCCCCUCAAGACACCUUGGAUGAUAACUUGACAUGUAGUCGGCCGUCAUGGGGUAGCGCUGAGAGGCGAGCGGUGGUCGGUUGCUAUUAUCUGUCAUCGUCGAUUGCAGUUCUUCUUCAAAAACACUCAACCUUUCAUCAUACCCCCUAUAUCGAUGAAUGCUGUCAAUUCCUUCAUGAUACGAAUGAGCAUCCUCAUGAUCAAUAUAUCACACCUCUUGUUCAGCUGCAGCAUAUCGCUGAGAAGAUAGAUCGUCUUUCUACAAGUCACAGACAGGAGAUGAUGGCACAUGGGUCGGGGGCCGAGCUUUAUGUGAGCAAUAUAAAAGCAGAGCUUGAUAGCUUACAGAAUGGCCUUCCCUUGAAUAUUGUUGAUAUCCCACUCGUGGCGAUUCAUUUCCACGCGACCAGACUUUGUCUAUUCCAGCUCGCCCUUAAUUUUCCGGGCCAAGAAAUGGAUUCCGAGCUUGGAAGCACUCAAUAUUGGCGAAACGAAAUGUCCUGUGCGGCUAUCAAUGCGGCUGAAUCAAUCCUUGCUCUAUACAUCUUCCUCCCAACUAACUCAGAACUGAGUUUCACAAAUACUCAGUGGGUGCAGUUGGCCUUUGCCAUGCUCAUUGCGUAUCGGCAUACUGCCAUGGUCUCCAAGCCAGAGCAAACUGCUGCGUUUUGCCAUACACUAGAGAAAAUACAGCAGCGAGUUAAUGCAUUAUCAACUCCCUAUAUGGAUCGAAAUGGCGACCGAGAUGUAUUUUUUUAUUUCAGAAAACGGGUUGAUCAGAUCCAGGGACAGGUAAAUGGCGCCCGAAAGAGGGAAGGCCCAUCAGGUGAAUCUAGGGAGAUCGGCUCACCUGGAAAUAUUCCUAACACUUUUGAAAGCGGACCGGACAAUGUAACUACAUUAUCAUCAUUGGAUGAUAUUGUCUUGCCCAUAGAUGAGACUUAUGACUUCUUACAAGAUUUUUUGUUCGACGCCUCUAUAGAGCAGAUCAUGGGUAACUGGGUCUAA